UGAGAUCUUGCCACGUUUGAUAUUUCGCGCCACUUACGAUUCGCGACGCCGCCAUGGCGCAAAGACGAGCUCAGAUCUACACGGUACAGUGACAAUCUGAGACUGUAGCCCUCUGCUAACACUGCAGAGCCAACUUGGGGAUCACUGUUGGACAUUGAGCACAAAAGACAGCAACAGAGGGAGGAGUCCUCGCGCAAUAGAAACUUGCGGGCUCCGACUGGGACCGCCAAGCGGGUGGUGCAGCAGCGGCAGCCGCAUUGGGCGCCCGGGAAAUACUUGAUUAGAUCCGCACAUUGCUCAAGUGUACGGUCUGCCAAUGAGAAUGCCGCAGCAGCUCUCCCCCUUCGACCUGCUCCCAGACGAAGUUCUGGGCAGAAUACUGACGGAAGUGGGUCGCCGCCGGGGUGGCGAUGAGUACUCAUGCGAGUAUCACGUCCAGGACUUCCUGCUGGCCUCCUGCGUCUGCAAGCGCUGGUCCACACUGUGCUUCCAAGUCAAAGAUGUCGACUGGAGCUUUGACACUCUUGUGGAGGCCUUGUCGCUAGUGAACUUCGUCCAAGACGACAGGGUAUCUCUUUCGCGUCUAGGUCUCCAUGCCCAGCUUGUGCGCCUACCUACCAUUCAGCUUCCUUUGCUGUUCAACGCACUCUUCAAGUCCAGGUGUCCUGCCCGAAUGGACGUCAUUCUCGUCGAUGGCAUUGAUACAAUGCAAGCGGCCUCGGACGAGGCCUCAGACCUUGGAGGCCUGCUCAACCUUUUGCUCGAAUGCCGCAAGCUGGAGGAACUAACCAUUGACGGGCGGGGUCUUUGCUUUGAUGGCAUUGCGAGGAUCAGCACCGAUGUCAGCCAAGCACUCAACAUCCGGACGCUCAGCCUCGUAAAGGUGGAGGUCACGGCACUCUGCCUUCGAAAACUCUGGAAUUGGUUGUUUGAACGGGUCCAGUAA
Messenger RNA from Klebsormidium nitens, 946 nucleotides. The record is from the annotation of a GenBank genome assembly. NCBI's taxonomy places the organism in Eukaryota, Viridiplantae, Streptophyta, Klebsormidiophyceae, Klebsormidiales, Klebsormidiaceae.